This is a messenger RNA of Lymnaea stagnalis (great pond snail), 4690 nucleotides long. NCBI's taxonomy places the organism in Eukaryota, Metazoa, Mollusca, Gastropoda, Lymnaeidae. The record is from the annotation of a GenBank genome assembly.
ACACACGUGCAACAACCUCUUGGGGAAAAAGGUCCGUAUCUAAAUUUAAAGCAUGUAAGAAUUAUUAUUUCAAGUGAAGUGUAAACUAUUUUAAUUUGUCAAACGGUGAGAAAAACUCGUUGUAAACAACCCCCCUCAAAAAAUAAAAUUAAUUUAUAUAAAAUUUUUGAAACAAAAAAGUUGUGCUUGGCCUAUUUAAACUUUGAUAGGGACGCAAACUUAAUUUACACCGUGUGAAUUGACACAUUUCCAGUCAUCUUUUCUCAACCUCAAACGGACUGAAGAACAUUACAUUCGAUAUUUAAAAAAAUCGGACGUCUGAAUUCGCUGACAAGACAAUCUUGCAAUUUUUUAAAAAAAGUUGAAGCGUCAAAAUAAUGGAUUUUUCAAAAUGGAUGAGUUUGAUCUUCCUGAUGUCUUGUGUCCCGGUGGCGAGUGGUAAGUAGAGAUGUACACUUUAAGUAUCUGGGGAGGGAUGGGUGGCGUCAAUGUAAGGUCACGGUCUUAAAAAACAAGUACACAUCAGUCUGGGCCGGCCUCAGGCUACUGCAACCUAUGCGGCCGCAGUGGGCCCCGGCACUUUCAUAGGCCCCACUUUCUAAUACAAAAUCUUAAUUUUCACUUAUUAUCCUUAUCCCUACACAGACUGGGCCCCGCGCAAUCCGUUUCGCAUAGGGCCCCGCAAUUGUUAGGGCUGGCCCUGACAUCAGUAGACUUUGUCUGAGGGCAUCAAUGGUAACAUUUUACAAUUGCUAUAAUUUCAUCCAAACAUUUUACGUGGAUGUAUCACCUAAUGACAGUUUGUCCAGACAGGAUAACCCGAUUACAAAAGGACAACUUAAAGAGACAUUUGCAACAAAGCUUUGGUUAAAUGCCUAAAUGAUCUUAUGAGGAUCUUAAAAUGAUUUUGAAAAAAAAUAAAUAGAAAUUAUUGUAUUAAAAUAAGAACUGAUUAAAUAAAAAUAAAAAUAUUUUUAAAAAAGAAACAAACAAAAAACUAAUAAGUUUAAACAUUUAACCAAGAUAGAAAUUACUCACAACAUUAAGCAGAAUUCUACCAUGCAGUUGUAUCUAUCGACCAAACUGCGAAUGCCCUUUUUUGCCUAUAACACUGGGGCAACCAAUAUUCUUUUACACUUUCAACGGUGAAAAUUUUACACAUUUUUGUGUGAGGAAGGGGAAAAAAAAGAAAAAUUAGAAGAAAUAAAAUUGUCUUCUGUUAACACUAAAUAUAAUUAUAAUUGUAUUUUUUCCUUUAAAAAACAAAACACCCCUGUCCCCACCACCCACCCCAUCCCAACCACUCCCCCCCUAAAAAAGGAAAAGAGAAAGCCCCCCCCCACCUUUAAAAUUACUUUAAAAUUUUAAGUAAAUAAUUGAUCUAAUAACAGAUUUUCCAGUUUGUAUAAGGCAGCGAAUUCUAUAAAGCAAUUCUCAUGUUAUAACUAGUCAAGUUUGUAUCGCGUCUAUUAAAAAAAGGUUUUCCCUAAGACAUCAGUCAGGGCCGGCCUCAGGCCUUCCAGUACCCAUUCACAGAUGUUAUUUUUGCUUGACUGGCAAAUUGGCAAUACAUAAAGCUUCCCUUCAUUUAUUCACCUCUGUUUAUUUAUAAAUCUAUAAUUUAUCCUAAAAUUACCUCUAACACGUUAAUUUUUCUAGCUGUCACAUCCACCACUGUGGUGACGUCAUCAACCACCACUACAACAACAACAACAGAUGAAGGAUCUCCGCCACAGCCCUCCGCGACCAAAGCACCCAGUUGCCAGCUACCUUCCGCGGCAACAGCCGGGCCCGGAAUCCACGGCGGAGCAACGGAGAAGCCACCCGGAAACGACGCUCCGGCUGAGGAGGACACGGCGCUGCAGUUUACAGUGGAGCCCAGGGCCGUAGAAGAGGGGCGGACUCCCCGCCUGGAGAUUAGGUGUACGUUUUCCCCUAAACCCACGGAGCCAUUAAGCAGGGUGAUGAUGCUCAGCCUGUUCCGUAUCAGAGAUAAGGAGCCUUACGUUGGCAGAUUUGAAAUCGAGACAGUCAACCUCCGAACCGGCACUAACGUACGUAUCUAAACUAUAACGGGUAUAGAUUAAUAUGCAUAUCCAUAAUAAGCCUAUUGUUAAGCACUGACUUGUAUUGUUAGAAAUUAAUCUCCUAUUUUAAUUUUAUUUUGGCUCGUUGUAAACAGUGUCUAACAAAGGACGAUACCAUAGAGUCAACAAUAUUAAAGAUACGACACCCAAAACAGUUUCUAGUUACAAUUAAUUAAGAUUCAUUAAGUCUUAAGAUAAUUACAAAAGAAAAGAAAAUAUAAUUACACUCUUCAACUUACUGUAUGGUAGAUGUUGGACCGGUACACAGUUAACACAGUUAGAAUAAUGUGCCAAUAAAUAAUGCGAAAUAAACACAUAUGAGCACACAAAUACACAAAGAAUAAAACACGCCUCGUAAAGUUAAUAAAAUCUAUCUGAAUCUCCUCCUCCGUCCGUGCCUGUCAAUCCCUUAUAUAGGUUCUCGUAAGCCCUGCCUUCCAGAAAGACUUAUGACGUUUCUAGAACAAUCACAAUCAUUCUACAAAAUACUAUUUGGAACAGAUUAAUUAUUUUUAGUGGCUGGCGGCAUAAACACGACAGAUCAAACGACUAAGCCACACCCCUCUGUGCACACAGCGUCUCAUGCGGGGUCAAUCAUAGGGCACGCACGAGAAAAAUUAUGUAAACAAACUCUAUAUAACACUAUCUUUGUAUGUUCAUCGGCUUAUUACCUCUUCCCUACUAGGCUGAGUGAAUCAGAAAACCUGUUAUCAUGGAGUUAGUAAACAAAAUUCACCAGUCGGUGGUGAAUAUAAGGAGAAUAAUUACUUACAUUUAUUUUCAUGUCUGAUAUGAUGUUAAAGGGAAGUAACUGAAAUAGUAUUUGAACAUUAUAUGUACAGUAGAAAUUAGAUUACAACGCAUUAAUUGCAAAACACGGGAUGUUCGGAUAACCUAUUUUUUUUCCCGGAUAACCCGACACAACGACGGAAGGGUGGCGUUGAAUACUUCGAUACACGUAUUGCAUAGAACCUAUUCGAACACAAAACAUGUAUGGUGCUUGUAGUGUAUUGUGUUGACAGACCCGUCACUGAACACAAUACAUUCGCACUUAAUUGAAAGAACGUUUCCGCUGUUCGAUUUCUUCCGCUCUCUCUAGAGUGCUUUCGUAUCUAAAGAAAGAACUACUUUGUGAUCAUCAAAGACUUCCGUUUGUUGAUAUCUAAAUAUCUGUAAUUUCUUGUUUUGUCGCGUCUGCUGAAGAAGGCAUUUAGCCGAAACGUCAUUUUUAAGUAUUCUGUCUUUUCUUUUCAAGCUUAAACAUUAUCUUAUUCUACUAUUUAUUUACUUCACGUGGCUUGACCUCAGUCCUGCAUAUAUUAUCCUAUAUUUCAUUUCGAUACAAUUUUCGAUUUCCUAAUACACUUCGCGGUAUUACUUAAACUUAUGCCACUCAGCAAGAUGUCCAAGUGAAAUUUUUCAAAAAUUUGGGGAAUUUAAUAAUUUAUCUUUGUAAUAAAAAGAUGUAUAUAUUUUUUUCUGCACCCCCUCCCCCUUUUAAGGUUUCGAAGGAGCUUUUCAGUAUCUACGGAAAAGCCGAUCCUAAAGGUCUAUCUUACCUGAAUUAUACUAUUAAUAACCCCCAAGAGGCAGACACAGGGACCUACUUAUGCACAUUCAUAGGUCUGAGCACUUCCAAGUACCCGGUCUUCCUGAAAAAGUCAAUAAGAGUAGCGACAUUACAUGAUUCUGGCGUGUUCACGACCCCAAGUCGAGGGGAGGCAUCAACUACACCCGGAACAAAGACAAACCUGUCCCCAUCAGGACAAAACCUGGAGAUGGCCGACGAAUCGAAGGUAGCAUCUGCAGGCAUCGAUGAACUGACGAGGGACCUGAACCGGGUCAGCGCAGCCCUUCAGAACCUCACUGAGAAACUGGCGACAGUGGAAAAGGCUCAAGUGAAAUUUGACAGGAGGAUGGACAGCGCACGGCACUCUCUGUUCGGUUUCCCUAUUGAGCAGCCCUUGAAGCAUUAUUACCUGUCCAAUUACGAGUUUCAGUACUCGCUCGUUGCUCAGGCAACCUGUGAAAUUUUCGGUGGUUACCUCGCGGAGCUCCGCGACUACACCGAGCUCAAAGUUCUUCAGAAUUUAAUACCUUUGAAAAACCCGAAAGUGGACGCCGUACUCAUCGGAGGAACGGACGAGGCUGAGGAGGGGAAGUGGAAGACCAGGUUCAGCUUCAACAACCCGGAGUAUUUUGAAUGGGGCGAAGGGGAGCCAAGCCAGAAUAGAUCUAGGAACUGCCUCGUUCUGUCCCGGGGGCACGGCUGGAGGAUGGGGGACUACCCGUGCCACAACACAGAAUCUAAGACACUAUUUCUGUGCGAGGUUCCCGUCAAGGUUUAGAUGAAGGAGAGAUUGGCAAACAAAGAAGUGGUUUCCACCAUAAAGAAAUUAGGUUAUUAUAUUUUUAAAAAUAAUAAUACAAAAUGAAGCUUUCAUCCUUUGAGAUGUUUCUGUUGUUUUUCAUCUCACUGAUGAAGGCGUUUUCUUUUGUGUGAAUACAGUCAGUCCAUUUUUUUUUUAAAAAUAAUUUCUCGUUUACUUUUUUCUCUAUAUUCUCUAUAUGAAAGUUCUCAUACAAUUAAACAAAAAUAAAGA